AUGUCCACAACCAUGACCAAGAAUGAUUCGGGCAGCGAGAAGCCUGACAUCGUCCACCAGGAUGAUGCUCUCUUCCACACAGCCAGCGAGGCUGGUCCAGAGAAGCCGAUCCCUCGCGUGGCCAAGGUCGAUUAUUCCGGAGCGUACGAGAAAACUGACCCGAAAGAGAUCGCUCUGGUCAAGAAACUCGAUCGAUGGAUUAUGCCUAUGCUGUGGUCAAUGUACUGGCUCAAUUAUCUUGACCGGAACGCCAUCGCUCUGGCUCGUCUAAACGACUUGGAGGAAGACCUUAACCUGUCGAGUACCCAGUAUCAGACAUGCGUGAGCAUUCUGUUUGUUGGUUACAUCCUGGGUCAGAUUCCGUCCAACAUGUUCAUCAACCGAACUCGGCCUAGCCGCUACAUGGGAAUCAUGAUGAUGCUUUGGGCGACGGUCAGCGCGCUUACGGCUCUAUCCAAGGAUUUUGUCGGCCUUCUUCUUACCCGCUUCUUCCUGGGUGUCACCGAGGCCCCUUACUAUCCUGGCGCCGUAUAUAUCCUAUCUGUGUUCUAUAACCGGAAGGAGAUCGCCACACGCAUCGCCAUUCUCUACACCGGCAACGUCCUUGCCACGGCCUUCGCCGGUCUGAUCGCCGCUGGUGUCUUCCAUGGCAUGGACAAUGCCAUGGGUCUUGCAGGUUGGCAGUGGCUAUUCAUCUUGCAGGGCGUUGUGACCUUUGUGAUUGCUCUUGUGGGAUAUUUCGUGCUUCCGGACUUCCCGCUUACGACGAAAUGGCUCACCGAGGAGGAGCGGCAGUUAGCAUAUAACCGAAUGGAAUUGGACACUGUUCAGAACAAGGGUGAGACGGGCACUCUGGCCGGUCUCAAACAGGCGGCUCGUGAUCCUCUAGUGUGGGUUUUUGCAUGCAUGGCCCACAUGCAUCUUGCGGCUAACGGGUUCAAAAACUUUUUCCCUACGGUUGUUGAGACCCUCGGCCUUGGUGAAACAGUUACACUUGUUCUCACAUGCCCACCUUACCUGAUCGCCGGCGCAAUUACGAUCCUGCUGUCUUGGUCGUCCGGUCGUUAUAACGAGCGCACCUGGCACAUUACGGUUUCAAAGUGUGUGGCCAUAGUUGGCUUCGUUGCCGCAGCUGCUACAAUGAACAUGGCAGGCCGUUAUGUCGCCAUGGUUAUCUUCACGAUUGGAACUUAUGGAGUGAAUAGUCUCAUCCUAGGCUGGUGUGGUAGUGUCUGUGGACAGACCAAGGAGAAGAAGAGCGCGUCCAUCGCUAUCGUGACGACAAUCAUGAAUGCAAGCUUCAUCUGGACUCCGUACCUGUGGCCCAAGAGUGACGGACCUCGAUACGCCAUUGCCAUGGGAGCCAGUGCGGGCUUCAGUUUGGCUACUUUCCUAUUGGCAUGGCUGGCCAAGUUCAUGCUAAUGAAAAGGAACAACAAGCUUCGUGCUUCCAACAAUGAGACCACGACCUUCUAUGUAUACUGA
Messenger RNA from Diaporthe batatas, 1485 nucleotides. RefSeq lists its product as uncharacterized. Gene Ontology annotation, cellular component: membrane. The record is from RefSeq and is a predicted model, not a curated record. Gene Ontology annotation, molecular function: transmembrane transporter activity. The coding region runs from base 1 to 1485 and encodes 494 amino acids. The transcript is spliced from 8 exons. Gene Ontology annotation, biological process: transmembrane transport. Lineage: Eukaryota; Fungi; Ascomycota; Sordariomycetes; Diaporthales; Diaporthaceae.